Molecule: messenger RNA, 357 nt
Organism: Penicillium expansum
Lineage: Eukaryota; Fungi; Ascomycota; Eurotiomycetes; Eurotiales; Aspergillaceae
Product: putative small nuclear ribonucleoprotein SmG
Exons: 3
Coding region: 1-357 (118 amino acids)
Biological process (GO): mRNA splicing, via spliceosome; spliceosomal snRNP assembly
Cellular component (GO): U4 snRNP; precatalytic spliceosome; spliceosomal tri-snRNP complex
Molecular function (GO): RNA binding
Source: RefSeq, a predicted model, not a curated record
AUGCCUCAAGCUCAGCCUGAAUUGAAGAAGUACAUGGAGAAGCGGGUCUUCUGCCAACUGAACGGCAACCGCAAAGUUAUCGGUAUCCUUCGAGGCUACGAUGUAUGUUCACACCCCAUGACUUUGUCUUUGCGAUGUCGGGUUGCUCCCUGGCGCGCCGUGGAAGCCGGGAGGAAGACGGUACCGAUCAAGCGCGGAAUAACUGACGAUACUUUUGCGCAGGUCUUCAUGAACAUUGUUCUGGAUGAGGCAUUCGAGGAGAAGGAUGGCGGAGAGAAGGUCUCCAUUGGCAUGAUCGUCAUUCGCGGUAACUCCGUCGUCAUGCUUGAGGCCCUUGAGCGCAUUACCGAUAAAUAA